AUGGCAAAGAGACGUAUGGAAGUGGACCACACGACAUACACAUCGGCGACUUUUGAAAUUGAAUAUUCGAACGCGCUAGCCAAUUGCGCCACGGAGGAUGUUGCUCUCGGCAUUCAUCUCGCUCUUCUUCAUAAACAUCACAUAUUACACGGGACGAGCUAUGUCAUCCAUCUUGGUCGCCAACAACGUUUGACAGAAGAAACGACACCCAGCACGCCACUCCCUCCAUCACCAUCCAGAAAAUUCUACAUCUCCUCUUCAUGGAGUCCCGAUAUCCAGCUCACAAGUCUCUUGGAAGGGCGGGCGAACGUUGGCUCGACCAUACAUAUGGAGAACCCCGGAUUCUUCACAUACCAGCAGCACUCCCGGUUGGUGUACAUACGGGAGGAUGCGCAUUCAUCCUACGUACGCGGCUGUGCCUCAUCUCUGCAUAUCAACCCCGCCCGGACUACAAAUAGCCGGUGCUUGUUUCUUCGGCUUUUUAUACCAGUUCCAGCAUACAUCGGUGACGGUCUUGGAUCUUUCGUGCCGUCCCGACCAUCCAUUCGUUCUAUGUGGCCUUCCAUCCGACCCGCCGCCAACGCCGUGAAUGAUACCCACGGGUGUUCUGGAUGA
Sodiomyces alkalinus F11 is the source of this 615-nucleotide messenger RNA. RefSeq lists its product as hypothetical. Bases 1 to 615 code for a protein of 204 amino acids. The record is from RefSeq and is a predicted model, not a curated record. The transcript has 4 exons. Lineage: Eukaryota; Fungi; Ascomycota; Sordariomycetes; Glomerellales; Plectosphaerellaceae.